Messenger RNA from Carassius gibelio (silver crucian carp), 1088 nucleotides. Its product is annotated as non-histone chromosomal protein HMG-17. Lineage: Eukaryota; Metazoa; Chordata; Actinopteri; Cypriniformes; Cyprinidae. Gene Ontology annotation, cellular component: nucleus; chromatin. The coding region runs from base 207 to 437 and encodes 76 amino acids. The record is from RefSeq and is a predicted model, not a curated record. The transcript has 6 exons. Gene Ontology annotation, biological process: chromatin organization. Gene Ontology annotation, molecular function: nucleosomal DNA binding.
CAAUGGCUGCACGGGAUAUGCAAAAUCUGGUUUAAACCGGUUUCUAUCUUAAAUUCCAAUAUAAAAACUUAAUAAAACAUAUUCAGCCGUUGUUGUAUUUUACGCGAUACGCUGUGAGGUGUGCAGGGCGUUGCUGCUCACGAAUAUAAUAUUUACACAAUUAUUCAGGUUUUUAGAAAUUUUUCCAGCGUUUUUCUGUAACCAAGAUGCCCAAAAGAAAGAUUGAUGGUGAGAAGGCCGCCAAAGGCAAGGAGGAGCCAACAAGACGCUCUGCGAGGUUGUCUGCUAAACCAGCUCCUCCUAAAGCAGAGCCAAAGCCCAAAAAAGCCGCCCCUAAGAAGCCAGCCAAGGGGAAGAAGGGCAGCAACCCUGCUGAAAACGGAGAUGCCAAGGCAGACCAGGCACAAAAGGUUGACGCCACUGGCGAUGCUAAAUGAGAAGAUAACCGGUGUCUGAUCCUUCUAUGUACUUGGUGACUGUACAGUUUGAAAUAACUAUUUUUUACCAAGUUUUAUAUUAAGAAUUACAUUUAUAGUUGACUUGUUGACUCGCUUUUUAUGUACUGAUUGAUUUGACAGGAGCUUCUGUAUUUCAUUCAUAUCCCAUUUUUUAAUCAAGCCGUCUAUAUCUUGCCAAAACAGUUAAAUCUGUUGGUGAAACAUACAAAUUUUGUCCUAAAGUUUGUUUUAUUGCUUUAUCUUUCUUUCUUGUUUUAUCUUUGGAUUUUAAACACCAAACAUUCUCAAAAGGCAGCUUAAGAGAGUUUCUAAACUGUUUUCCUAAAGGGUUUUCACCAUGUUGUUAGCAUUUAAACAUACAAAUACUGUGUUUUUAGUUUUUUUUUUCCUUCUUUUUUUAAGAAAUUACAAUGAAAUUGUCACUAGGAGAGAAAAAAAAGUAAAUGAGGCAGCAAUCUUGAGUAAAUUUACUAUGUGAACCUUCAAUUUCUUUAGAGCUGUGUGUUCUUAGCUUGUCUUGUUUAUUAAGUUAUGCUCUGCAACUGUGGAAGGAUAUUCAAUGACUCUUAAAAUGCUGUUUUAAAUGGUUUUGAAUAAAAAAAUACAUAAAACUGUCCAGAAAAAAAUAAA